Molecule: messenger RNA, 1284 nt
Organism: Daldinia loculata
Lineage: Eukaryota; Fungi; Ascomycota; Sordariomycetes; Xylariales; Hypoxylaceae
Product: thiamine diphosphate-binding protein
Exons: 1
Coding region: 55-1263 (402 amino acids)
Molecular function (GO): magnesium ion binding; carboxy-lyase activity; thiamine pyrophosphate binding
Source: RefSeq, a predicted model, not a curated record
CAGAUUGACCAUGCCCUACGAGAAUGUUACCUGCACUCUCGCCCCGUUUACAUCAUGUUCCCUACCGAUAUGGUUGAGAAGAAGGUUGAGGGCGAGCGUCUCGAGACUGAAAUCGACUUGAACGAACCUCCUAACGACCCGGAUCGGGAAGACUAUGUCGUGGAUGUCAUUCUCAGGUACCUACACGCCGCUGAGCGACCAGUCGUCCUCGUCGACGCUUGUGCCAUCCGUCACCGUGUCCUCGACGAGGUCCAAGAGCUUAUCGAGAAGACUAAUUUACCCGUAUUCGUCACGCCCAUGGGCAAGAGUGGCAUAAACGAGACGCACCCCAGUUACGGCGGUGUCUAUGCAGGAACCGCCUCCGCCCCGGCCGUCAAGGAAAUGGUCGAGGGCUCCGACCUCGUCAUCUCUGUCGGCUCACUCAAGAGCGAUUUCAACACCGCCGGAUUUUCUUACCGUCUAUCUCAGCUGGCGACCAUCGAUCUGCACAGCGACCACUGCAUCGUGCGAUACUCCGAGUACCCCGGCGUGCGGAUGAAGGGUGUCCUGCGCAAGAUCGUCGACCGCCUCGACGUUUCACAAGUCAAGGCCCUACCGGCACCUAAGUUCGAGUCCCCUCCAGUGACGCCCGACGUCGACGCCAUUAUCAAGCAAGAAUUCUUCUGGUCGCGCGUCGACCGGUUCCUUCGGGAAGGCGACAUCGUAGUCACAGAAACCGGCACAGCCAACUUCGGCGUGUGGGAAACGCGGUUCCCGGCAGACGUGACAGCGCUCAACCAGACGUUCUGGGGCAGCAUCGGCUGGGCAGUCGGCGCAUGCCAGGGCGCCGCGCUAGCAACCCAAGAUAUCGCGGGCCUGGACAAAGCUCGACGAACAAUCCUAUUCGAAGGCGACGGCAGCCUGCAGCUCACAGUACAAGAAAUCAGCACGAUGAUCCGACACCAGCUGAACGUGAUCAUAUUCGUGAUCUGCAACGACGGGUACACGAUCGAGCGGUUCAUCCACGGGAUGGAUGCGUCGUACAACGACAUCGUCGAGUGGCGGUACAAGGACCUCCCCGCCGUGUUCGGCGGCACCGAGGAGACGGCGCGGUCGUACGCGGUGCGCACGCGCGGCGAGCUCGAGAAGCUGCUUGCCGAUAAGGACUUCAACGAGAGGAAGGGGCUGCGGCUUGUCGAGCUGUAUAUGCCGCGCGAGGACGCGCCGAAGAGUCUGAUGUUGACGGCGGAGGCUAGUGCGAAGAGGAAUGCUAUGACGGAGUGAUGCGGACGGGAGGGGACGGGA